AUGGCUGCGGGUCAACACCGGCAGCGACACGCGAUUCCCAGUGGCGCGCGACGGGAGAAAAAUUCAGGAGGGGGGAUACUCACCAGAGACCAGCGUGGCCGGUACCACGGCUGGAGCAGGAGCCAGAUCAAAGAGAGCAGGAUUCGUGAGGUGGACUCGCGAUGGAUGGGAAUUAUCUCGCGAUGUGCGGCAAAACUGGGGGGCAGAGGGAGGGCGGUCUGGCAGUUGGCAGAGGCCGACGAAGACGGGAGUCUCACCGCACACAAGGCGGUGAUGGGGGAAAAAGGCGGUGAUGAGUCGACGAAAGGCGGUGUUGGCGGUGAUGGCGGCGAUGGAAGAUGA
This is a messenger RNA of Penicillium argentinense, 342 nucleotides long. RefSeq lists its product as uncharacterized. The record is from RefSeq and is a predicted model, not a curated record. NCBI's taxonomy places the organism in Eukaryota, Fungi, Ascomycota, Eurotiomycetes, Eurotiales, Aspergillaceae. Bases 1 to 342 code for a protein of 113 amino acids. The transcript has a single exon.